CAUCAGUUAAAAGAAGAAACAAUACUGCAGAUGAUGAGGAAGCAGAUGAUGGGCAAGGACCACAACCACCGCUCUCUGUUACACAAGAAACAAUACUGCAGUAUCCACAAUAUUUUGAUGCAUCAUCAGAAUACUGUAAAGAAGUUGUAGAGGCAACUCCGUUAAGGACGGUGUUGGUUGAUGAAAUCAUUGACUUGAGUCAAGCGGACACCGUUAAGCCAACUAGAGUGAAGAGGAAGAAUGAAAAGGAGGAUCGCACAUAUCCUGAACGUAGACGAGCUGUGAAGAAAUCAAAGUACCUUACAAGCCCAUAUGAUACUGCUGUCUACGAGUCAACUGCAACUAAAUUGCAGAAGGAUAUAUGCACCUAUGCAUGGAGCAGUUCAAUUGAUGAGGAGGAAAUUCUCUACUACUCCAAAUCACAUGACUUCUCUCUACAACGGAAAGAGUUAUGGACUCUAAACAAAGAUGAAUGGAUCAGUUGCUUUGUUGUAAAUAGUUGGGUAAAUUACUUGAAUUGGAGGCAACGAAAAGGACAAAUGACAAGGCUUGUUACACGAUAUAUCAAUUAUCAAUACAUGGAAAGACCGGAUGCACUGGAAAUAGAGCAACCAGCUGCGUUCAAUAACUUCAUUGCAAGACUGAAAUGGUUCAAGUACAUGGAUUGGAAGAAAAUUGACCCUACAAGUCUGGAAUACAUCAUGACGCCCGUAUUGAUUGGCAAUCCAGGGAGUCAUUAUGUGUGCUUUGUUGUCAAUUUGAAAAGCCACAGAUUUCAAUUCCUAAACAGCAUGUAUGGAGAUAAGUUGGAUUUGGACCCACCAAAUAUAUACAAAAAGAUGUUUGAUGUAUGGUUGAAGGAGGUGAAUGCAUUUCUUAUAGGAUUGUAUACUCAUAAAAAAAUGCCAUUGCCUUUCCACUUUAGCAAAUUUAGUUGGGAAUCUCCAAGAAUGCCAACUCAAAUUGAUAAAGACAAUUGUGGAGUGUUUUGCAUGAAGUUCCUUGAAGAAUGGCAAGGUGACCAUUACACCCAAAUGGAGUCUUUCAAAAAUUGGAGCCAACUCGGAAAGCGAGACAAAAUUGCAAGGGUGAUAGACUUCAGAAUUGGGAUAUUGUCCACAAUUUUAACCGACUCCAGCAAUUCAAUAAGACAAAAAGUGGAAAAGAAUGCAACUUCUUACUGUGAAGAACUGACUCAAAAGCUAGGAUGA
This is a messenger RNA of Trifolium pratense (red clover), 1211 nucleotides long. RefSeq lists its product as uncharacterized. Gene Ontology annotation, biological process: proteolysis. Lineage: Eukaryota; Viridiplantae; Streptophyta; Magnoliopsida; Fabales; Fabaceae. The record is from RefSeq and is a predicted model, not a curated record. Gene Ontology annotation, molecular function: cysteine-type peptidase activity. Bases 540 to 1211 code for a protein of 223 amino acids. The transcript has 5 exons.